This is a messenger RNA of Aspergillus ochraceoroseus IBT 24754, 537 nucleotides long. RefSeq lists its product as uncharacterized. The record is from RefSeq and is a predicted model, not a curated record. NCBI's taxonomy places the organism in Eukaryota, Fungi, Ascomycota, Eurotiomycetes, Eurotiales, Aspergillaceae. The transcript has 3 exons. The coding region runs from base 1 to 537 and encodes 178 amino acids.
AUGCGAUCAUUUUUCCUGGCGGGCACUUUCAUUCGAAAGGAGCCUUGCUUCCUGGGAAGUGCCGCCAUGGAGGUCAGCGAAUCAAGAAGCUAUUCGUUUAACGAUGUCUUCUGUCGCAAACCACCACACACUGAUCACCACACACUGAUCACCAGGGGCUCUCUCAAAGAUGUCGUUCAGUCCUUUGCGAAACCUUGUCUCCAGGGCAUCGUUUCCGGUCUUGCAGCCCUUGAUCAGUUGCUGGUGUUGUUGAAGGCCGAUAAAACGCGGGCCCUCGAGGACCAGCACGGCGGCAUUGCUGAAACUCUUGGGGUAGCUGGUCAGGCACCUGUGGUCGAGGCGCGGCUCGAGGACCGAUUUACCGAGAAUGACCAGCCGAUGGACUGGAUGGAUCAGAUUGCAAUGUCGAUGGGAACCUCUGACGACCACAUAGAACGAAUGAACUGUAUCAGAACUCGCGCGCUCAUGUUCUGUCGUCGAGAUUGCUACUUCGGCCUUCGUUUCGCCAACUCAACAUCAGUCGCCUCCAGAGAGUAG